Molecule: messenger RNA, 1289 nt
Organism: Pipistrellus kuhlii (Kuhl's pipistrelle)
Lineage: Eukaryota; Metazoa; Chordata; Mammalia; Chiroptera; Vespertilionidae
Gene: MAPK13
Product: mitogen-activated protein kinase 13
Exons: 12
Coding region: 71-1165 (364 amino acids)
Biological process (GO): protein phosphorylation; MAPK cascade
Cellular component (GO): cytoplasm; nucleus
Molecular function (GO): ATP binding; MAP kinase activity
Source: RefSeq, a predicted model, not a curated record
GGGAGGGGCCGGCGGGGGCCCGGGGCGCACACAGCCGCGCGGGCCUCGGAGACGGUGCAGGGAGCGCGGGAUGAGCCUCACGAGGAGGAAGGGCUUCUACAAGCUGGACGUCAACAAGACCGCCUGGGAGCUGCCCCGGACCUACCUGUCCCCGGCGCACGUCGGCAGCGGCGCGUACGGCGCCGUGUGCUCCGCCAUCGACAAGCGGUCAGGGGAGAAGGUGGCCAUCAAGAAGCUGAGCCGGCCCUUCCAGUCCGAGAUCUUCGCCAAGAGGGCCUACCGGGAGCUGCUGCUGCUGAAGCACAUGCAGCAUGAGAACGUCAUCGGGCUCCUGGACGUGUUCACCCCGGCCUCCUCCCUGCGCAGCUUCCAUGACUUCUACCUGGUGAUGCCAUUCAUGCAGACGGACCUGCAGAAGAUCAUGGGCAUGGAGUUCAGCGAGGACAAGAUCCAGUACCUGGUGUACCAGAUGCUCAAGGGCCUGAAGUACAUCCACUCGGCCGGGGUCAUCCACAGGGACCUGAAGCCGGGCAACCUCGCUGUGAACGAGGACUGCGAGCUGAAGAUCUUGGACUUCGGGCUGGCGCGGCACCUGGACGCCGAGAUGACCGGCUACGUGGUGACGCGCUGGUACCGGGCGCCCGAGGUGAUCCUCAGCUGGAUGCACUACAACCACACCGUGGACAUCUGGUCGGUGGGCUGCAUCAUGGCGGAGAUGCUGACGGGGAAGACGCUGUUCAAGGGGAAAGACUACCUGGACCAGCUGACCCAGAUCCUGAAGGUGACCGGGGUGCCGGGGGCAGAGUUCGUGCAGAAGCUGAAGGACAAAGCGGCCAAAGCCUACAUCCAGUCGCUGCCCCAGAGCCCCAAGAAGGACUUCUCUCAGCUCUUCCCCGGCGCCAGCCCGCAGGCCACGGACCUGCUGGAGAAGAUGCUGGAGCUGGACGUGGACAAGCGCGUGACGGCCGCGCAGGCCCUCGCCCACCCCUUCUUCGAACCCUUCCGGGACCCCGAGGAGGAGACGGAGGCCCAGAAAUUCGAUGACUCCUUAGAGCACGAGAAGCUCACCGUGGACGAAUGGAAGGAGCACAUCUACAAGGAGAUCGUGAGCUUCAGCCCCAUCGCCCGCAAGGACUCGAGGCGCCGGAGCGGCAUGAAGCUGUAGGGCGGCCCGCGCGCACUCCGCCUCCGCCGGACCGCGUUUGCCCGUCGCCGCCCAGCGCUCCGUGGACGCUAGUUAUCCUCCCGCAGAGGACAGAGGGCCUCGUCCCCAGAGGAGGCAGAAGGGA